AUGAGGCUGAUAUUGCUCACCUUAUUAUUGAUUGCCGCUGUCGAUGGAGGCAUUAUAGACAAAGUGAAAGGAGCAUUUUCCGGUGAAGGCAGUUUUGGACAGAAACUAAAAAAUGCAACUAUCGUUGGAUUCAAGAAGCUUCUGACAGCCCUUUCUCGUUUCCUGUAUAUAAAAUUACAGCUCUUCGAAAACACAGCACUGUUCAAAAUCCGCGACAAGAUCAGAAGUAUGAAGGACAAGGUGUUGAAAACAUUGGAGUUAACACCAAAAAUGAUGAAAUCGCUCGAGGAAAGGUUGAAGAGAUUGCGACCCAUCAAGAAGGAUAAAGUCGCAGAGAAAGGAGACUCCAUCACUGAGGUCAACGAAUACAGUCAGCCCAAGCAUCGCCAUCUAUGGUAUUCCGGAAGAUGGAUGUUUGGUCUUCUUUACGUGGGAAAGCUCGGCGGUGAACAGAAACUGUCGCUGGGACGUGGUUGUGAAACGGUAUCUAUCGCUGCGCACGAGCUAGGUCAUGCUCUUGGAUUCUUCCAUACAAUGUCCCGACACGAUCGUGACGAGUUCAUCACGGUAAACAAGCACAAUAUCAAGUGCAUCGUUCAAACAAAAAAGCCAACAAUGGUUCCGUUCGAUGUGGAUUAUCAGCAAACCCUUGGGUCUCCAUUCAUUUCAUUCAUCGAACUUUCAAUGCUCAAUGAACACUAUGGAUGCAAAGAAAACUGCAACAAAGCCACAUCCGUCAAAUGCGAGAUGGGCGGAUUUCCUCACCCACGAGACUGCCAGAAAUGCAUCUGUCCUGGUGGUUAUGCUGGACCCCGAUGCACUGAGAGAGUGAGGAGAGAAUUAGAUAUACUCGUCAUAAAGGAAUUGGUGCCGAAAGCGUUUACUUUAGCCAUCAACAGGGUGCGGCGAUACAAUUAA
Cooperia oncophora is the source of this 918-nucleotide messenger RNA. NCBI's taxonomy places the organism in Eukaryota, Metazoa, Nematoda, Chromadorea, Rhabditida, Trichostrongylidae. The record is from the annotation of a GenBank genome assembly.